AUGCUUUUGCCUCAUGCUCUAGGGGAAGAUACCGAGGCCGACCCUCUGUACCUUCGAGCUAUUGAGGUUGGGGAGAAGAAGCUUGGCCCCGACCACCCGGAUCUUGCAACGUGGCUCAACAACCAGGCGGUGUUGUUGAGAAAGCAGGGCAAGUAUGACGAGGCUGGGCCUCUGUACAGGCGCUCGCUGGCUAUCGACGAGAAAGUUUACGGUCGUGACCCCCCUGACGUCGCUACAAACCUCAACAACUUGGCGAGAUUGUUCGAUAGGCAGUGUGCUGAGACCCUACCACUCUGUGAGCGGUCACCAGCCAUACAAGCGACGGUUCUAGACCUGGGGCACCUGGAUGUGGCCCAGGCACUCGAAAACCGGGUGUGA
This is a messenger RNA of Ectocarpus siliculosus, 378 nucleotides long. NCBI's taxonomy places the organism in Eukaryota, Phaeophyceae, Ectocarpales, Ectocarpaceae. The record is from the annotation of a GenBank genome assembly.